GUCACAAGCAUCUAGCUUCCGACCACAGGAACUUCCCGUGGCGAAAGAAAAUCAGAACCAAACCCUCAUUUCGUCUUGCUCACCAGAAAGUGUUUGAAGAAAAGGCACAAUGGCAAUGGCAAUGGCAGCGGCAGCAACAGCAACAGCAGCAACUGCAAAAAUUGCAACGCGAGCUCAAAAAUCCACCUUCCUCUCAUCUCAGAAGCACCCACUCUCUCCUCUCUCUCCAAACCCCACCACCUUCCCCAAAUCCCUAAAACUCCCCACCUCAUCUUUCCCACUUUCUCUUAAACACUCCUCUUCCUCCAUUCGUCUCAUCCCCUUAGCCGCUACAUCGCCCACCCCAACCACAAACACUUUCCACGGCCUCUGCUACGUUGUCCGCGACAACAUCGACACCGAUCAGAUCAUCCCAGCUGAGCAUCUCACCCUCGUCCCUUCCAAACCCGACGAAUACAGCAAGCUCGGCUCCUUCGCCCUCGUCGGCCUCCCUUCUGCUUAUUACCCCAUCCCCUUCAUCGAACCCGGCCAGUCCCAGACCCGGUACUCGAUCCUCAUUGGCGGCUACAACUUUGGCUGCGGCUCCUCCCGCGAGCACGCCCCCGUUGCCCUCGGUGCCUCCGGCGUUCGUGCUGUCGUUGCCGAGUCCUACGCCCGUAUCUUCUUCAGGAACUGCGUCGCAACUGGCGAGGUCUACCCACUCGAAUUGGAAUCCCGACUGUGUGAUGAGUGCACGACUGGGGAUGUUGUCACCAUCGAGCUUGAAGAGUGUAGGUUGAUCAAUCAUACGACUGGCAAGGAGCAUCGGUUGAAGCCCAUUGGGGAUGCAGGGCCUGUAAUUGAGGCAGGUGGGAUUUUCGCUUAUGCGAGGAAGACGGGAAUGAUUGCGUCGAAGUAGUGUCCCGGAAAAGGGGGAUUUGGUUAGGUAAUUUUUAUGUUCUUUUUCUCAAUCUAUUAUGAUUUAGGAUCGCCUUCUUCUUCUUCUUCUCCUUCUUAUCAGUGUUCCUGAAUUAGCACCUUAUAUGGGUUUUGAAUUACCUUGUUCAAUGUUUUGUUUGGAAUUUGUAUUUGUAGUA
Molecule: messenger RNA, 1076 nt
Organism: Magnolia sinica
Lineage: Eukaryota; Viridiplantae; Streptophyta; Magnoliopsida; Magnoliales; Magnoliaceae
Product: 3-isopropylmalate dehydratase small subunit 1-like
Exons: 1
Coding region: 110-898 (262 amino acids)
Source: RefSeq, a predicted model, not a curated record